Messenger RNA from Acanthaster planci (crown-of-thorns starfish), 4032 nucleotides. RefSeq names its product Krueppel-like factor 5. NCBI's taxonomy places the organism in Eukaryota, Metazoa, Echinodermata, Asteroidea, Valvatida, Acanthasteridae. Gene Ontology annotation, molecular function: DNA-binding transcription factor activity, RNA polymerase II-specific; RNA polymerase II cis-regulatory region sequence-specific DNA binding. The record is from RefSeq and is a predicted model, not a curated record. Gene Ontology annotation, biological process: regulation of transcription by RNA polymerase II.
CAAAGUGUACAUGUACAUGUACUGUACACAACAGCUUUACAUAUUGUACAAUGUGCAUGUGCUGUGCGUGCGGCAAUGGAAGUCUGCACACUCGGACGUGAUGAGAGUUCAGUUUUGCUGGGGAAUUUGUGAGAGAAUAUAAACACCGUUCAACUGGAAAUUGAGUUGCAGACAGUUUUGUCAUAACACGACCGGGGACCGCUCAAACUCAGCUCUAGAAACAAACUUGAACAGCGGUAGGAGAAAAGCCCCUAAUUACUGACAAUAAAGUUCACAUCACUGGGUUCCUCCAAGCGUGUCAGUUUCCAAGGGCGCAAUUUCGUUUGCAAGAAGCUCCCACACACGGUUUGGACAUCGAGUAUGGCCACGGCGGCUGUGGAGAUGAUGCAGGAUGACGACCCAACGGCGGUAUUUGGAGGCGAGGGACUGCUCACGGAGUUCUUGGUCAAGAAUGAACCCGACUUUUUCGCAGCACCCAACACGAUGGAGAAUUGGCAAGAGGGUGAGCUUGACAGGUAUCUCCAAAGACCAGAGACAGCAAGUCCAGGCACAAUCCUUGCCAACAAACUGAGGCGAGAAAGUGCAUCCCUCAUGGAUGAUUUCUUUGAUGAGAGUGACUCCAAAUUCUCCUUCAACAUCAGUGGAAACCUCAACGUGGUCUUCCCCCAGACGCACCACUACCAGUGUGCCAAGUCUGAGUCCUAUUCACACGACCUGCCUGCAUGCAGUAUAAAUGGUAACACCAACCCCUGCAUCAUGGGUCAACAGGACAGUUUGGGCCACAAUAUGCCACCCUCACCCAUGGAGGACAUGAACAAUAACUUUCCCAUCACCAUUAACGGGGUCUCCAUCAAGACCGAACCGCAGGACUCUUACCCAUCCCACUGCAAACUCAUGUCGCCCAACAUGCACAUCAAGUCUGAACCGAUGCCAAACCAUCAGCAGUACACACCCACCACCAUGACACCUGACUGCAUGCCAGGGUUUCCUACAGGCAUGGACUUCCAUCAAACAGUGGCCCCACAGACCCAGUUCAACCAUCAGCCUUUUACAAACUCUGUCUUUGGAAUGCCCCCCACGCCACCCCAUUCCCAGCCUGGGUCACCAGCUGAUCUACCCCUUGAAUUUACCAGUCACCCAUUGCGGCCACCUCCCCCACCGUACACCAUUGCAGUCAUGAACAAACAGGACAAUAAACCAACCACAGUCCUAAAGUACAACAGAAAGAAUAACCCGGAACUCGAAAAGAGAAGAAUUCAUCAUUGCAACUAUCCAGGAUGCAUUAAAGUUUACACCAAGUCUUCCCAUCUGAAGGCCCAUCAGCGCAUCCACACCGGUGAGAAACCUUACUUCUGCUCUUGGAAUGGCUGCCAGUGGCGAUUUGCCCGUUCUGAUGAGCUGACGCGCCACUACCGCAAGCACACCGGAGCUAAGCCUUUCAAGUGUAAGAUCUGUGAGCGCUGCUUUUCUCGUUCUGACCACCUCUCAUUGCACAUGAAGCGCCACCAGGAAAAAUGCAACAGCAAGGCCCAGGCUGCAUCAAAUUAGACAACUGUCCUCAUCGUUAAUUGCAGAAAUCCUGUGAUUUAGAUGUUUUCAGUAUUUUGCAGUUAAUAAAACCGUCUGAAAAAAACAGAGUUGUUCAAAAACUUUGGGGUCAUGGGCAUUUGAUCAAGUUGCAUCAAAAGAUGUUGCUUUUAAAAAUCGGCACACAGAAUUUUUCACUAAGAUAUGAUCAGAGCCUGGUCACUGAUAACUUGAUAGCUGGUUAUUUUUGUUAUGAGACUCAAUAUUUGAAAAACUUGAAAAUUAUUUGCCACUGUCUCUAGCGGUUUGUUUGAGCAACUAAGUAUCAAAAUUGGAACCUUUCUCAGUGACUAAAGCUAAAUGUGCAAAUGGAGCAACAUUAAGUCACAGCAAGGCAUAAUACUGCAUUUUGGUAGAGGAAUACUGUAAAGUUAUGUAAAAUUGUAAAUAAAUUGUACAAACCUAUAAAGCAACUCAUAAAUUCACAGGAUGACAACAUGUAAUAUUACUGAUUUGUUAUCUCUGGGCACUUCUUUUUCAAACAUUCCACUGUUUGAUCAAAAUAGACAUAGGAAGCUAAAAACGAAAAUGCAUUUUCCAUUGAUCUAUAGCCAUUUUAAUUUUUUCCCACUUGAUUUAUUCUUCUUUUUAUUGAGAAGGCAUGGAUUACACUGAUAUUAUAAUAAGGUAAAGGGUAAUACUCAACUUCGUACACGAACUCUACUAACUAUAAAUACAAAGACAAAGUCUACCGGUAAUCAUAAUGACUUCCUGAGAUAAGGAGAUAUGACAGAUUUUAUUGCUAAUCACUGAACACCCAAUGCAUCCUAACAACAUGUAUUCUCUUGAUGGACUUCAGCCAGCUGGGAUAAAAAGUGCUGCUUCUGUCAAAAGGAAGGUUUUUGUCAAUCAAACCAUAGUACAAUAACCUUUAACCAGUAAAACAACCUCUUGUCUUCACAAUGGUUUCAAUUCUGUGGGAUUACAACUGGCAGUUUUAUUUGCCUACUGAUACUCCAGAGGUCCCAAUAUUAGGCAACAUUGUAUACUUGCAUGACGAUACAAAAAUGGUCAAUGGGAAACAAUGCUUAUGGUACCAUUACAUGUACAAAUUUAAUGCUUUAUGGAAAUAAACCCUUGUAGUGAUGUCAGUACAGUGUAGAACAAAUUGGAGCAGUUCGAGUGCCAGAGAAGAUGACACUAUGGUCUUCACUUUAGUACGAACUCUUGCUAGACAAUAACUGAAGGUUUGCUAUGAAGAAUUACCUGUGCCCGAGCUCAAACGUCUCUCGACUUUCUGGGGACUGGGCACUUGACUCCUAUGUGUUGCCAUGGGAAAAUCAGACUCUAAUCUUCCUGUAAAUGCAGUACUGCUGUGCAAUUCUAUAAAUAUUUAUAAUGACCUCUGCUCUUAGUCACUGGAGUAGCAACUGAAAACAAACAUGUAUGCCUCCGGCAGCGACCUGAUGAAGGUUACUUCCGAUUCAUACUUGUGCUUAAUUGUAUCAAUAAUCUUUCAGGCUCUUUUUUAGUGUUUGUGAUUCAGUCUUUAAAAUGACAAAUGAUAUCGGUGAUAUCAUGUAUUAAUUUUGAUGUAACUUCAUAGUCUUUCUUGAAAUUGUACACUGUUUCUAGGAAUUUAUGAACACUGACAAAGGUAUUGUCUUUCUGUAAACAUGCCUCAUUUUCAGAAGUAAGCUUGCAUUUUUCCAUGCUCUUUCAAAACAGUCUUCCACUUCAAAUGAAAGGAUCCUUUCCUGUCUUUUAGGCUCAUUUUCACAAUAUGAAAUUACAAGUGGGCUGCAUCACACCAUCAAUCACACUAUGCUUUUGACUUAAGUUGGCACUAUUAGAAUAAUUCUAUUUGAUGAGAAUAAAGUCAUAAUAUUAAGCUUUCAAUUAUACUUGGGAAAGAUCAACAUGCUGGCAAACCUAAUGAAAUGAAAUACCUGCUGGAAUACUUUUCGGUAAUCUAGAUGCAAGACGGCCCUUACUAAAGGAUAAUCUGGUAUAGGUAGAAACAAUUAAGUCUUAGGAAAUGUACAAAUAAUAUCAGUGUAUUUUACUUACAAUUUCAAAAGUCCCAGUUUGUUUUGGAAAAGCGAAUGCACUUUCUAGAGCCAGUUGGCUGUAUUAGGAUUUAAAUCCCAUGCAGAUGCUGAUUCUCAGCAAAUGCUCUUAGACCACGGCUAUUAUUUAUAUGUGAUCUCUUGUGAAUGUACAUUUUCACUGUAUAUUUUUGUAAAUGUAAUAUGCCUCCUUAACUGUCUUUGCAUACUUUUUUAACUAACGGACCAGCUUCCAUGUUUUUAUGGGAUGUGUAAAUUGUAAAGGAUUAAUUUAAUGUAAAUACAUAUAUUUUUACCAUCAUUUGAAGUACUUACUUGUAUGAAACUCUACUUUUUCACUUUUGAAAAGCAAAUCUCACUGUAUAAUUUUUUACCGACGAUGAAACCCGCCAAAAUUUGUACAAUAAAGUUGAGGAUACUCAAACAGUGAAAGAAA